Papaver somniferum (opium poppy) is the source of this 665-nucleotide messenger RNA. Its product is annotated as elongin-C-like. Gene Ontology annotation, cellular component: elongin complex. NCBI's taxonomy places the organism in Eukaryota, Viridiplantae, Streptophyta, Magnoliopsida, Ranunculales, Papaveraceae. Gene Ontology annotation, molecular function: protein-macromolecule adaptor activity. The record is from RefSeq and is a predicted model, not a curated record. Bases 85 to 381 code for a protein of 98 amino acids. The transcript is spliced from 4 exons. Gene Ontology annotation, biological process: ubiquitin-dependent protein catabolic process.
GAUCGCGUAAAGUAUAACUUCUCCUUUCUCUUCCUUGAUCAAAAAAGCAAGAAUCAGUCGGUAAAAGAAAAUAAGAAGAAACAAAUGAAGAAAGAAGAAACAGUGAAGUUGAUCAGUGCUGAGGGUUUCGAAUUUGUGAUCAGUAAAGAAGCUGCUAUGGUUUCUCAAACCAUUAGAAACAUGCUUACUUCUCCAGGUGGUUUUGCUGAAUCACAGCGUGGAGAAGUUAGAUUUCCAGAGAUUAGUACUGUUAUCUUGGAGAAGAUUUGUCAGUACUUUUAUUGGUCUCUUCAAUUCGUCAAUGGAAAGGAGACAGAGUUCCAUAUUGAACCUGAAUUGACUCUCGACUUGAUGAUGGCUGCAAAUUAUCUCCAUACAUGAGGGAGUCACUUCUCCCUACUUCUUGGCUGCAACUUCCCUGAAAAUAUUGAUAUCCAGACGGUGAUAUUGUUUGCCAGGAAGAGACCUAAGAUAUGCAGCUGUAUUGGCUGAUCUAUUUGGUCUUCUUUAUAUUUGAUUUUUCUUUCCAAAAGACUGUACGAAAGAACUAACUUAUAAAUUGUAAUAACUGAGAGUGAGUAUUUACUGGUUGCCUCAUUUUCUUAAACCCUUUGAAAACUUGAACUUUGCAAAGUUAAAUAAUAAUUUUUCUUGCUAGCGUCUCA